This is a messenger RNA of Achroia grisella, 828 nucleotides long. RefSeq names its product general odorant-binding protein 69a-like. The transcript has a single exon. NCBI's taxonomy places the organism in Eukaryota, Metazoa, Arthropoda, Insecta, Lepidoptera, Pyralidae. Gene Ontology annotation, molecular function: odorant binding. Bases 339 to 752 code for a protein of 137 amino acids. The record is from RefSeq and is a predicted model, not a curated record. Gene Ontology annotation, biological process: sensory perception of smell.
CCGUCCAGUUGACCGUGUAAUGGACGUGACACCUCAAAAAUCGUUUCAGUCCAAAAUAUUACUUACAACCUGCAAUCUGCUACAUGACAAUCAUAAAAAAUACUAAUUUUUUCAAAUGACUUAACAAUAUAAAGGAAAAAAUUAUAGAUUACACAGGAAAGGUACACACUGGCUUCAUACAAACAAGGUUUUUUAAUCACUGGAGACGUUGUUGUGUGGACAAGGUGUAAUUUACAGCGUGACAAGCUUGACGUGUGGAGCAGGCGGGCGGCGGGUCACUGUGAGUCCUGCACUCGUAUAUAUUGAGGACAGCUCGCCGUCCGACCAUUCCCACUGUAAUGGAAGCCCGCGCGGUCGUCCGGUGCGCCCUGGUGGGGCUGCUGAUGGCGCUGAGCGUCACCUGCAUGGACGAGGACAUGGCGGAGCUCAUCAAGAUGGUGCACGACAACUGCGGCGAAGAGACAGGCGUCGAUUUCGGCUUGGUGGACAAGGUGAACGCCGGUGAAGAUCUGAUGCCCGACGCUAAGCUCAAGUGCUACAUCAAAUGCAUCAUGGAGACUGGCGGAAUGUUAAGCGACGGUGAGGUAGACAUCGAGGCAGUGAUGGCCUUGCUGCCAGAAGAACUCAGCAAGAAGAAUGAAGCAAAACUGAGGGAGUGUGGCACUCAAAAAGGCGCUGAUGACUGUGACACCGCAUUCCUCACACAAGUAUGUUGGCAAAAGGCUGCCAGAGGAGACUACUUCCUUGUGUGAAGCAAAGUUUCCUUCAGAGCAAAAAAUCCUUUUAUAUUAUUUUUUUCAGUCAGUUUUUGUACAUCUUCUUAACAUU